AUGACUCUGCAGCCAUUAACUCCAGUGAACUGUGCAGGUCUCCUCCAGCCUGGCUGCUCUCUGCUGCAGCUGGAUGGUGAACUUCUCUUGUUUGGCCAGAAGGGCUGGCCUAAGCGCUCAUGUCCAACAGGAUUGUUCGGCAUUCGGUUUAGACGUGGUGAGAUGAAGCUAAGAGCCAUCUCCUUCUCCAAUGAUUCCAGCUACCUGCCUCCAUUGCGCUGUCCGGCCGUUUGCCGCCUCGACCCGUACGACGGGCUUCCGGAGAGUUAUCUCAUCCACGGCGGUCGCACUCCAAACAAUGAGAUCUCGUCGAGCUUGUACCUGCUGACCAUGGACAGUCGCGGCUCCAACCGUAAACUGACAUUAUGCUGCAAAGAAAAAGAACUGGUGGGAGAGGUGCCAGGGGGGAGAUACGGCCACUCACUGAGCAUGGUUCAGAGCCGGGGGAAGACAGCUUGUGUUUUAUUUGGGGGUCGAUCGUACAUACCUGCAGGAGAGCGCACCACAGAGAGCUGGAACAGCGUCGUCGACUGUCCCCCUCAGGUGUUCCUGUUUGACCUGGAGUUCGGAUGCAGCUCCGCCCACACUUUACCUGAGCUCAGUGAGGGACUGUCGUUUCACGUGGCCCUGGCUCGAGAAGACUAUGUCUACUUCAUUGGAGGUCACUCAUUCGCCUCUGACUCCCGCCCCCCUCGACUCUUUCGUUUGCAUGUGCAGCUCCUGCAGGGCAGCCCCUUGCUCUCUUGUGAGACCCUAGACACUGGCAUUUCCAUCUCCAGUGCCAUAAUCAACCGCACAGGUCCCACUCAUAGAUACAUUAUCUUAGGGGGAUAUCAGGCGGACUCUAAGAAAAGGACAGAGUGCACCACAGUGAGUCUGGAUGAGACAGGGAUCCACUUUGAGGCGUUGGAGUCACCUAACUGGACCCAAGAUAUUACCCACAGUCGCACUUGGUUUGGGGGCAGUGCCGGGGAGGGAAACAUCUUUCUUGCAGUACCUACUGAGGGCAGGUCGUCCCAAACAGAAAUGCAUUACUUCUAUCUUGUGAGCUUCCAAACAGAGGGUGAUGGAAUAGGGGAAGGAAGAACCCUGAGCUGCAGCCAGGAGUCCACAGAUUACGACGACUCUACUCCUCUCGAGGACUCUGAGGAGCUCUACUUUGGUCGUGAGCCACAUGAGCUGGAAGACAGCAGUGACGGCGAAGAGGACACUUACAAUGAAGAGGACGAGGAGGACGAAUCACAGACGGGCUACUGGAUCAAAUGUUCCCUGGGCUGUCAAGUGGACCCCAACACCUGGGAGCCAUACUACUCCACUGAGCUCCACCGGCCAGCCAUGAUCUUCUGCUCCAGAGGGGAGGAGGGACACUGGGUCCACGCUCAGUGCAUGGAGCUGUCUGAAACCCUGCUGGUCAGUCUCUCCCAGGGCAGCAAGAAGUAUUUCUGCCAGGACCACGGAGGCCUGCCCCACCAGGAGAUGACACCAACUCGACAAGUCAUGCCCCUGAAGCGCACCCCCAUGAAAGUUAAGGACAAAAAAACUCCUCCAACAAUCAAGACAACCCCCACAAAAAAAAGCUUUUUCAGAAGACUUUUCAACUGA
Molecule: messenger RNA, 1602 nt
Organism: Paralichthys olivaceus (Japanese flounder)
Lineage: Eukaryota; Metazoa; Chordata; Actinopteri; Pleuronectiformes; Paralichthyidae
Gene: rag2
Product: recombination activating gene 2
Biological process (GO): V(D)J recombination
Cellular component (GO): DNA recombinase complex; nucleus
Molecular function (GO): sequence-specific DNA binding; protein binding
Source: RefSeq, a predicted model, not a curated record